AUCCGUUCCUGGUUGUGUCACAUGAAUAAGGAACCGGGUGAAUAAGGAACCUUGUAAACCAGGACAAACAAUAUCAGGAAUCUUCCUCUCCUCGACCUACCAAAGGGAUCAAAAUGCAAAAAGUGUGGAUGGAGCCUCCCGAGUGGCGCAGCGGUCUACGACACUGCAUCGCAGUGCAAACUGCUUGCUACAGAUGCUGGUUCGGGACCCGUGCCGGCUGCGACCAGGAGACUCAUAAGGCGACGCACAAUUAGCCCAGUGUCGUCCGAGUUAGGGGAGGGUUCUGGUAAGAUGCUGGCAAUGUUGGCUGAAUUCCCGUAGACAGAAAUGCUGGCAAAGUGAUCACAUAACCAGCUAAGGAACAUUAUAACACUUACAUCACCACGUUACAAUGUCAAUUGAAUAUCAUUAAAUGUCUUCAUAUUCAGCCUAUUCUGGGCGGAUUCUGGGCAGUCGUUCAUUUUGAUCCCGGCCUCCUGGAAGAGGGCCGCUUCUGGGUCGAUUCCUCAUUGCUAGCUGGGGCAGCAUGAGUUCAUAAAAGGGUUGGCUGUCAACGUUACGAAAAUGAUCUGCCCGCAUUGAUGUUGCCCAGAAGCCGUGCGUUAUUAUUACAGUCCAAAGGGAAUCCAUGCAACCGGCUAUAUACUCAUAUACCCUGUGGACCGGUCCGUACAUAAAACAUUCACCAUUCUGGCUGCAAAGGUGUUGAGUUCCUCCUUAACUUCAUUAAAUAGCGAGAAGGCAGAAAACAAACUGGGAGUACAUGUAUACUUUCUUUAUGAAACACCAUUUUCCACCACUAUGCUUGAGUGGCUAAAUGCUAGUCCCGGAUGUGGCAUAUCGCGUUCUACCGAUCAGGUUGCAGCAAUCUGUUGUUUUUUACGCUUGCUCUGAACAAAUUACUAUAUGAUUAGGUGACACCAUUAAUUCCUCUGUGAAGACUCUUUGAAAACAAAUGAAGUUGGUUAAAAGGUAGACUCAGCGAUAUGACGCAGAUGCAGAAGGGUAAACAUUAUAGUGGGUCAGUUUCCGCAACAAUUAAGCGUGUUGAAAUAGAGUUAUGCUACCCAACCCGAGCCCAACGGGCCCUGACAUUACACAUCGGGUUAGGGCCGAGUAGGGCCUGUUUUUUUUCCAUCAAUAACUAGGGUACAGGCUCGGGUAACACCAAAUUGAACACUAACAUUUUGAAGCUGAGCCAUUUGUUUGUUUUCUACUGCCACUACAGUCAUAUCUGACUAAGAUCAUAACAUGGUGCCUCAACCUCAUCAAAUAUAAAACAGGUGAGAUUAUGGAAAAAAAAGUUUUGUCAGAUCUUAGUGACAAAGUAGCUAACAGCUAAGUGCUCUCAUGUCUCUUUAUUGAGCAGAGCAGCCCAAGUGGAGCCGUUGCUAUGGAUACACACAGACUCAGAGCCUCCAGCGGAGCGCAUGCAGAGCGAGCUGUGCGCAGGGAGCGAGUGAUAAAAAGAGAGGAGCAGCUAAUGGGUUUACUAACAGAGUAAGUUAUUUCUGAUUUGGGGUUUUGGUCAGGGCCUGGCCUUACAUUUGGGCGGAAGCAAUCAUACCUGGGUAGGGUCUGAACAUUGCCUGCAUGGGUAGGGCUUAAAAUUCAUGCCUUUGCUGUGCUCUACGUUGGCGCUCGGGGCUCAAUUUCUCCACUGUUUUGGUGCUCUGGCUACCAUGCUGUGGACAGCGUGAAGCGAAUCCGUGCACAUGCGUAGAUACUGUGUGAGAGCGAAGUCUUGCAUCUCUCUCAUCUGCGGUGCUGCUCGUGACAACCAUUGAGUCUACCUUUUAAGAUGGCAUCUCAUGUAGACAACAUACACAGUUUGAGCUACUCCGGGAAGUCACAUUGCAGGCUAGCUCAGUACCCCCCUCCCAUCGAGUAACUCCAGUUGAAGGCCACCUGGGUACUGCAGGCUGCCAUUAGCAACUCAAAUAUCCUUAUCUUAUUCUGUGUUCUGUUUUUAAUGUUUAAAUAAUCAGUUCCAGGAAGUACAUAUGCUGUAUUAGAAGCAAUUAUUGGUACCAUGAUUGGUUCAAAAUAUUUUCUUAUUUACGUGAAGAUUGACCACGAAGAUCGCAGUUUUUCAAUUCACUAUACUGUUUUCUGCUAACAAUGCGUGCAGUUGCGCGGUCAGCCAUGAACCUCUGUGGCUUAAUGAGAGGGGGGAAGUUGAUCUCCCCUGGUCUGAAUGCUGUGCCUAAUGUCAGGAAGUAGCAUUAGCCACCACAGCAUGGUGUUGAAAAAGGUGUUUCAUAAAGAAAGCAUAUUUCCCCCCCCCCCCACCUACUCCCCAUUAAAUCCAGUUAAGGAGGAAAUGUACGCUUUUGCAGCCCGAAUGGAGAAUGUUUUAUGUACGAACCAGUCCACAUAUAGCCGGCUGCAUGGAUUCCCUUUGGACGGUAAGAUGAAGCGUCUCAAUAUCGCCAUCUGCUGGCCUUUGGUCUAGAUAGAAAAAAUGUGGGCGUUGGAUGUCUUGCUUCCUCUUCUGUCUCUGAUUGUGUCAAUGGCUUGCCCUUUUACUUUUGUCUUUCAGGUGUUUCAUGUGAGCCUGGUAUGAUCUGUCCUCAGUACUAUUUACACUGGAAGAAAAAAGGCCUGCCCAUUGGCAGAUGGUAUCCUUAUUCGACUUGGCUUCCUUUGGGAGAGGCUAACUGUGUGGCAGUAUGUCAGAUGGGAACGAGUCCUGCAUGUUCAGCGAUGGAGCUGAGUUUGUGGCCUGCAUCUUUCACGCAUUCGAGGAAUGGUCAGGACUAGGACCCCUGGAAGACUAUCUGAGCUAUCUGGAGUACCUGGCCUGGGUUUUCACCCCUCUGGUCGUUGUUUUCAUCCUGCCCUUCCUCAUUGUGAUCCUCCUCUACCUCUCCAUACUCUUCCUCCAUGUGUACAAACACAAGAACCAGCUCAGGGAGGCCUACUCCAACAACCUGUGGGAUGGUGCUAGGAAAACUCUGGCAACGUUGUGGGAUGGCCAUGGGUUCAUUUGGCACGGAUAUGAAAUCCAUGGUAUGGAGAAGAUUCCAGAUGAAGGAGCAGCUCUUAUAGUCUAUUAUCAUGGGGCUAUUCCCAUCGACUAUUAUUACUUUCUGGCAAAUGUCAUCAUUCAGAAGGGACGGAUUGUUCACUCAGUCGCUGAUCACUUUCUGUUCAAAGUUCCAGGGUUCAAGCUGCUGUUGGAGGUGUUUAGUGUGAUCCAUGGGCCCCAGCAAGAGUGUGUGAAGGCACUGGAAAGUGGCCACCUCCUGGGCAUCUCACCUGGAGGCGUGAGGGAGGCGCUCCUCAGUGACGAGACCUAUCAACUGCUCUGGGGGAAGAGAAAGGGCUUCGCACAAGUGGCUAUCGAUUCCAAAGUGCCAAUAAUUCCCAUGUUUACUCAAAACGUCCGGGAAGGAUUCCGAUCUCUCGGCGGGUUAAGCUUUUUCAGAUGGUCGUAUGAAAAGUUCCGCGUGCCGAUGGCCCCCGUCUAUGGGGGUUUUCCUGUGAAGUUUCGUACAUACUUAGGUGACCCCAUCCCAUAUGACCCUAACAUUAGUGCAGCAGAGUUAGCUGAAAAGACCAAUCAAGCAGUUCAAGCACUCAUUGACAGACACCAAAUUAUUCCUGGGAAUGUCCUUCGAGCACUACUAGAGCGAUUCCACAGCAGGCAUAAAGAAAAAUAGCCAUAAGGAAUAUCAUUUUUUUGUUGUUAUGAAGCAGCAGCAUAUUUUUAAGACACUGUUACAUAUUGAAAGUAUUAUCAUGUGAUCAGUUGAAUGGUUAACUACAGAUUUGGAUCUUAAUUUGAGCCAGUCUCCUAUUGCAGGAAAAUAAUCCUGUAGAUUAUAAUUAAUGGACAUUUUUGUAGUGGUUGAUACAUUUUUCAUAAGGAAACUCAGUGGAAAUUACAAACUUCAGAAGCCUUUUUAACCUCAAAUACACUACAAACUUCUCCUACAAUAGGCUGAUCAAAUUAAGGUCCUACAUUAUUAUUGUAGGUGUACCUUCAGGAGCUUUUUGAACUCAGAUUUUGUCACAAAACAAUAUGUACCGAAGGUAAAUUGUUAUGGUAUAAUACACCGGAAUUGGUUAAUGUCAAAUGUGCAUAUUGAAAUUGUAUAGUGUUUUUUGUGCAAGUAUGUAGAUACUUUGAUUCCACAAUUGAUUUGCACACAUUGUUUUAAGUUCCACAACUGCCAACAAUUUCUAUUUAAGAAGCCUUUAUUUUGAUUAAUAACUGCAAAUAUUGAAGCGAUAUAGACAUUUCUAUAUAAGAAGCAAUAUAGGUAUGAAGACCGGGCAGCUUUAUUUCCUUUCACCUGGGUAAAAUGUUUGAAAUUUUAUUUAAAUAAUUUUGUAAUUUCCCCCAAAAAAUGUAUUGUGGAAUUAUGUAAGUAUGUACUGUAGUUGUUGCCUAUGCACCUUUUUAUUGAGGUCCAUUAUGAAACAGGACAGAAAUGAUUUGUAAUGUUAAAAUAAAUAUAUUUUAUUAUGA
Messenger RNA from Oncorhynchus masou masou (cherry salmon), 4477 nucleotides. Its product is annotated as DGAT1/2-independent enzyme synthesizing storage lipids-like. The record is from RefSeq and is a predicted model, not a curated record. Bases 2673 to 3665 code for a protein of 330 amino acids. The transcript is spliced from 8 exons. Gene Ontology annotation, molecular function: acyltransferase activity. NCBI's taxonomy places the organism in Eukaryota, Metazoa, Chordata, Actinopteri, Salmoniformes, Salmonidae.